AGCAACAGGAAAGCGCAGCCGCCUCCAUAAACCCUCGUCUCUCUCUCCCGGCAGCGGCGGCAGGCCUACCGCCGCGAACCCUAGCUACCCGGUUAGCUCCCAUGGCUCCGGCGGACGCCGUCGGCGAGCAGCCGCACAAGGCGCACCGCCAGCACAAGUCCGGCGCGAAAGCGCGGAAGAAGAAGGGCAAGGGCAAGGGAGACGAUGCAGGAGGCGAGCAGAAGAACCCCAAGGCUUUUGCAUUUCAGUCAGCAACUAAGGCCAAGCGUCUACAAGCUCGAUCGGCAGAGAUUGAACAACGACGUCUUCAUGUGCCAAUUAUGGACCGUUCAAUUGGUGAACCUCCUCCUUUUGUUGUUGUAGUUCAAGGACCUCCACGGGUGGGGAAGUCGUUGUUGAUAAAAUGUCUAGUAAAACACUACACCAAACAAAACCUGUCUGAAGUCUGUGGUCCCAUCACUGUUGUAUCAGGUAAAAGCAGGAGGGUACAGUUCUUGGAGUGUCCAAAUGAUAUUAACGGAAUGAUUGAUGCUGCUAAAAUAGCUGAUCUCGCUUUAUUGCUCAUUGAUGGAAGCUAUGGAUUUGAAAUGGAUACAUUUGAGUUUCUUAAUAUCAUGCAAGUGCAUGGGUUCCCCAAGGUGAUGGGAGUGCUUACGCAUCUUGAUAAGUUUAAAGAUGUGAAGAAACUCAGGAAAACUAAGCAGCGCCUUAAGCAUCGAUUCUGGGCUGAAAUAAAGGAGGGAGCAAAACUAUUCUAUUUGUCAGGUCUCAUUCAUGGAAAAUACACAAAAAGAGAAGUACAUAAUCUGGCAAGAUUCAUCUCUGUUAUCAAGCCUGUCCCGUUGAGUUGGCGGAUGGCACAUCCUUAUUUGUUAGUUGAUAGAUUUGAAGAUGUGACCCCUCCAGAAAGUAUGCGCCUGAACAGAAAGUGUGAUAGAAAAAUAACAUUAUAUGGUUACCUUCGUGGCUGUAAUAUGAAAAGAGGGACCAAGGUGCAUAUCACAGGCGCAGGUGAUUUCAGCUUGUCUGGGGUGACGAGUUUGGCUGAUCCUUGCCCUUUGCCAUCAGCUGCAAAGAAGAGAGGAUUGCGUGACAAGGAAAAGCUGUUCUAUGCACCAAUGUCUGGUCUUGGGGAUCUACUUUAUGACAAGGAUGCGGUUUAUAUCAAUAUCAAUGAUCACCUUGUUCAGUUUUCAAAGAGUGAUGACAAUGAUGUGCCUAGAAAGCAAGGGAAGGGUAAUGAUGUUGGUGUGUCCCUGGUAAAAACACUUCAGAACACGAGAUACUCCCUUGAUGAAAAGUUGGAACAGAGUUUUAUAAAUUUCUUUGGUAGAGGGCCUGCUGCUCAAUCGGAAAACAGUGACGCAGAAGGCAAUGUCAUCCCUGCAAGACAGAAUGACCAGGGAGGUGCAAACAAUUUGGAGCAAGUAGAUGGUGUUAACAUUAGUAAUGCAGACACCAUGGAGAGCAGUGGACAUUCUGAAUGCUUUAGUGAUAGUGAAGAGGAUAAUGACGAUGGUAUUCAGCUAAGCAACCGUGAUGUUGACUUAAGGGAACAGGUGGAAUUUUGCAACGGAAGAUUGAGGCGAAAAGCUGUAUCAGCUAAUUUUAAAGAUGAUGUUGAUGAGGAGGGUAUUGAUGGAGAUGACAGUGAUAAUGAGGACUCUGGCGAUGACCACUUAUCCGGAGGUUCUGUAUCAUCUGAUGAUAGUGGAGAAGCUACUGAUUCAGAUGAUGAAACUGAAAACACUUCGAAGUGGAAAGAAUCCUUGCUUGCUAGAACACUGUCCAGACGCAGUGCCAACCUGAUGCAACUUGUUUACGGACAACCUUCUUCAAAGUUAGACAGUGCGGCAUCAGGAGCAAAUGACAGUAGUGAAGCAGAUAGCUCAGAUGAAGAAUUUUUCAUUCCAAAAGGACAGAAGAAGCAAGCAAAGAGUGAGUUACCAAGCUUUGAUGAUAUAGAUGUUGAGGAUUACUCCAAGUUUUUCAAAGCGGAGCUAAGAGAUUGGUCUAAUGAUGAUCUCAUCAAUAGCAUCCGUGAUCGUUUUGUGACUGGAAAUUGGUCAAAAGCUGCUCUAAGAGGACAGGACUUAAAUGAAAAUGGAGAGGAUGCUGAAGAAAUAUAUGGUGAUUUUGAAGAUCUUGAGACUGGUGAGGUACAUAAGAGCCAGGCAGAUGAAAAUGCUGAAGGAAAUGGUGAUGUGCACAAAGAAGAUGGCCUAGAAGAAGAAAGAAGACUGAAGAAGCUUGCACUUAAAUCAAAAUUUGAUGCACAGUAUGAUGGAUCCGACCUCUCUGGUGAGGAAGUUGAUAAUGACAAGAAGAAAUCCAGACGAGAACAAUCUAAUGAAGGGGGCUAUUUUGACAAAUUAAAGGAGGAAAUGGAAAUUCGCAAGCAAAUGAAUAUAUCUGAACUCAACGAUCUGGAUGAAGAUACCCGAGUAGAAAUUGAAGGAUUCAGGACUGGCACUUACGUCAGAUUAGAGGUACAUGGCGUGCCGUUUGAGCUCGUUGAGCAUUUUGAUCCUCGCCAUCCCAUUCUUGUUGGUGGUAUUGGCCUUGGUGAGGAUAAUACUGGAUACAUGCAGGCUAGCUUGAAGCGCCACAGGUGGCACAGGAAAGUACUGAAGACAAGGGACCCAAUCAUUGUCUCAAUUGGAUGGAGGCGAUUCCAAACGACUCCUGUGUAUGCAAUAGAGGAUCGGAAUGGUCGACAUCGCAUGCUCAAGUAUACACCUGAGCAUAUGCAUUGCUUUGCUAUGUUUUGGGGGCCACUUGCUCCACCAAAAAGUGGUGUAUUAGCAGUCCAGAAUCUUUCUAGCAACAAGGUGCCAUUUAAGAUAACUGCAACAGGCUGGAUUCAAGAAUUCAACAAUACUGCCCGAAUUGUGAAGAAGAUCAAGCUCACAGGUGUACCAUGCAAGAUAUUUAAAAAAACCGCUCUGGUCAAAGGGAUGUUCACAUCUGAUUUAGAGGUUGCUAGGUUUGAAGGUGCGUCCAUUCGGACAGUAAGUGGAAUCCGAGGACAAGUUAAAAAGGCUGCCAAGAUCGAGGCGGGAGAUAUGCCAAAAAGAAAAGGGGAAAGUGCAGAAGGAAUUGCAAGGUGCACUUUCGAGGACAGAAUUCUUAUGAGUGACAUUGUCUUCUUGCGUGCCUGGGUCAACGUUGAAGUUCCCACAUACUGUAACCUUGUUACUACUGCUCUGCAACCCCGAGAGCAGACCUGGCAAGGCAUGAGAACGACUGCUGAGUUGCGGAGGGCACACAAUAUACCUAUUCCACACAAUAAAGACUCAGUUUACAAGCCUAUUGAGCGGAAACCACGGAAGUUCAAUCCUGUAGAGAUCCCUGCAAAGCUGCAGCAUUUACUUCCUUUUAAAUCUAAGCCAAAGGAUAGACCUAAGCAGAAGAAAGCGCCAAUUGGAAACAGGGUACCAGUACUUAUGGAACCCAGUGAGAAGAAGAAAUAUGCAGCGCUACAACAGCUAAUUCUACUAAAACAUGAGAAGGCAAGGAAGAAGAAAAUUAAGGAACAGCAGAAGAAGAAAGCAUACGAGGCAGAGAAAGCCAAGACUGAACAAGUACAGAAGAAACGACAGCGGGAGGAGAGGCGCGAGAGAUAUCGGGAAGAGGAUAAACAAAAGAAACGUGCGCGCAGAUAAGUGCCAAGAGCACAAGAAAGGGUCUAUACACAAGGAGCCCCAGGAGGCUUCGAGGCACGCCAACCAGAGUAUGGCUUUUUUGUACACAACAUAUACUCCAGCGUGAGUCUGUUUGGAGUCACAUAACAGGACCUUAAUCAGGGCAGAAUUCAACUGGCGGCACUACUCUAGGUGGAGAGACGUGUAGUAUGUGCGUUAGUAUUAACGUGUGAUCUGUUUGUACAAACUGUAAAGGCGUAACGGGAAAUUAUUCGUUGCGCCUGCUGUGCCUGAUUGCCGACUGAAAAUAGAAUGGGCGAGUUGCCCCGCUGUAGUUCAUCUGUACGAUAGAGCAGAUUUCAGUGGUUCUGCUAGAUGUAUUACGGGCUAGGUACGCCUGUUCGUUGGUAUGGUUUAUUUAUGUUUUCUUCAGUGAAUACUACUGUUAAUUUAUGAAAUCAGAAGGAUCUUGCAUAAA
Messenger RNA from Phragmites australis (common reed), 4122 nucleotides. RefSeq names its product ribosome biogenesis protein bms1-like. The record is from RefSeq and is a predicted model, not a curated record. Lineage: Eukaryota; Viridiplantae; Streptophyta; Magnoliopsida; Poales; Poaceae. Gene Ontology annotation, cellular component: nucleus; 90S preribosome. Gene Ontology annotation, biological process: endonucleolytic cleavage of tricistronic rRNA transcript (SSU-rRNA, 5.8S rRNA, LSU-rRNA); ribosome biogenesis; maturation of SSU-rRNA from tricistronic rRNA transcript (SSU-rRNA, 5.8S rRNA, LSU-rRNA). Bases 102 to 3665 code for a protein of 1187 amino acids. Gene Ontology annotation, molecular function: GTPase activity; GTP binding; U3 snoRNA binding. The transcript is spliced from 18 exons.